UGUGCCAGCCUCCUUGUUUUCCUGCCCAGCCUCUCCUGCGAGCAUUACCUUUGCAGUGGCUUGUGCUGCCGCACCGAGCAGCCCUCCCUCCUCCAUCCGCUCCCCUUUCAUUUUUGCAAGAAAAGAGGGGGGUCGGGAUUGGCUGCAGAAUAGCCCCCUUCCCUCUGCCCCCACCCUCCCAUUCUGCCCAUUGCAUUGUGCCCCCCUCGCCCAUCGCUGCCUGCGGAGGGUGCCCCGGAGGAUCUCUAUGGCCGGUUGAGGGUAACCCACUCCCCCUUGGAUCCUCGCUGCUGACAGCUCCUGCUUGAUCAGACUGAGCAGUCACCAUGACGACAGAACUGGGGUCAGAGACAGAACUUUCUCCUGGCCCCGAGGGCCCAGCGCAAGACGGAGUCCCUAAUCCUGCACUAAAUGCCCAAGAUGCCUCCUAUGCACCCGCUAACAAUGUGGAGAGGCCAGGAGCCGGCGAAAACGCACGAAGACCCGGGGAGGGAGAAGAGAGAGCGGACUUGGCCUCAGAGCGAACAACACCCACCCACAUGCAGCGAUCACCCCAAAAACAUUCCAGGAAACCCAAGAGUGCUCUUUGCAGGGUAACACUGUUGGAUUCUUCCAACUAUGAGUGUGAGAUAGAGAAGCACGCUCGAGGGCAGGUCCUGUUCGAUACUGUGUGCGGGCAUCUCAACCUUCUGGAAAAAGAUUACUUUGGCCUGACGUUCUGCGAUACCGACAGUCAAAAGAACUGGCUGGACCCUUCCAAAGAAAUAAAGAAGCAGAUCAAAAGUGAGUGUGGUGCGUGGACGUUCGGCUUCACCGUAAAGUUUUAUCCUCCGGACCCUUCCCAGCUUACAGAGGAUAUUACAAGGUAUUACCUAUGCCUGCAGCUACGCGCUGACAUCAUCAGUGGGCGCCUUCCGUGCUCCUUUGUCACACAUGCCCUGCUUGGCUCGUACACUGUCCAGGCUGAAUUGGGUGACUACGAUCCCGAGGAGAAUCAUGGGAACUACGUUAGCGAGCUGCGCUUCUCCCCUAACCAGACGCGAGAGCUGGAGGAGAGAAUAAUGGAACUGCACAAAACGUACAGGGGGAUGACUCCAGCAGAAGCUGAGAUUCAUUUUCUAGAAAAUGCCAAGAAGCUCUCUAUGUAUGGAGUGGACCUACAUCAUGCCAAGGACUCCGAGGGGAUUGAUAUCAUGCUGGGAGUUUGUGCCAAUGGGCUUUUGAUCUACAGAGACCGGCUGCGAAUCAACCGCUUUGCUUGGCCCAAAAUCCUCAAGAUUUCCUACAAACGGAGCAACUUUUACAUUAAAAUACGGCCGGGGGAGUACGAGCAAUUUGAAAGCACCAUUGGGUUCAAGCUGCCCAAUCAUCGAGCCGCAAAGCGUUUGUGGAAGGUUUGCAUAGAACACCACACAUUCUUUAGGCUUGUGUCCCCAGAACCAGCACCAAAGGGAUUCCUAGUGAUGGGGUCAAAGUUCCGUUACAGUGGGCGCACACAGGCACAGACCCAACAGGCAAGCGCCCUCAUAGACCGCCCGGCUCCCAACUUUAAACGUUCUUCUAGCAAACGAUACACCCUGUCUCAAAGCCAGGAAGGAGGGUUCUCACGGCCGACUGCUGUAAACGAGAACCACGAAUCUUCACCGGAGAAAAACCACGAAGACCACGGGGAAGAGCUGGACAGGGAAGAGGGGCAGGAAGAGGUGACGACACCAACCAAAAUCAAGGAACUAAAGUCGGAGCAAGAGAGCACCCCCCGGCACAAGGAGUUCCUAGACAAGUCUGAGGAUGUCCUGCUGAAACAUCAGGCCAGUAUUAAUGAACUGAAAAGAACCUUGAAACAACCAAACAGCAAAUUGGUCCACAGAGAAAGGGGGAGGGAGAAGAGAUUGCCUUCCUCACCCACUUCCUCAUCCCCUAAACCAGAGGAUGGAGAGGACGCAGUGAAACAUGUUGAAGACGAGGCUGACGGUGCUGCUAUCCAGGACUCGGAGGUUUUCACCCAGAAAAGCCUUGCCUCCUCCCCUGAGGGCAUGGAGAAUUGGGUUUUAGUAGAGAGGUCAACAAAGAACACUCAGGUGUCCCCUGGAGAGAUGGAAAAGAAGGAAAUUGAGCAGCUGCCUGGACUAGACCUGUCAGCUAUAGAUGAAGAACCACCCCUGAAUGAAAUGCAGGUUUCCAGAGUAAGAGAGGAGAGUAGAAAAGAGGAGGUAAGAAUGGAGAGGGGGUCAGAAAAACCCAUACAAGCUUCAAGAGUAGUAGAGAGAAGAAUCCGACUGACAGAGAGAGAGGAGCGAUUGGUGAUGGUGGCCAGUGAGUGGGAAGAUGUGGACAACAAGGCAAGGACAGCACCAGAUGGAGCACCGGCAGAGGACAGCAGGGGAUGGACAUUUAAGGGAGAAAAGACAGAACUGACUGCAGCUUGGAGUCAAGGAGAAGAAGCCCAACAAAAAAGGAAGAGCAAUACUGCAGGGAAAGAGACAUCCUUUGAAAAAAGAGAUGGGAAUGGGAUAACAGUUUUAGGAACAUCAGAAAAACACAAGGACGUAUGCAAGGGCAUUCUGGAUCCUGGAGAAAGUAGGCGGCUCAUUGUGUGUGAGGAAGAAGCUGGAGAUUGUGCAGAGGAUGCCGAGAAUGACUGGCCUGUUGGAUUACCUUGGGAAGAACAAGAGAGCCCUUUGGUGUGGUGCGAAAGUUCAGGUUAUCAACAACUUGUGAAGCAGGAAGACCAGGAUAUCACAGACAGCUUUGCAUCAUUCAACCAGCAAGGCCAGCAAACGCAGUUUCGGAAAUCAGGUAACAAACUAAAGAAAAACGGAAGCCCACCUGGACAGACUGGAUCUGCUUCCAGUGAAAGACCCAAGUUUACUGUGAAAAGAGUUUCUGCUGGUUUUCUAAGGUUGGAUCAUCCACCAGAAGAGAAAGGGGGGCCUCGUGAUACAGACAUGAAUAGAGGAGAAGAGACAGCUGCUUGUUCUGCAGUAGGAAAUAUUUCACCCGGCCCAGUUGGUUGCAGUGCUACCGAGAGAGGCAGAGCAAAGUCAACUGGUGAAGACUGGGGCCAACAAGCUCUCCAUUUUAUGUUGCCCACCGUCGUACCACUGCCAGUGACACUGGACAAUAACAGAGAACACCAAGCGAGAGCUGCAGAUCCUACUGAACAACCACUUCUUGAAUCAAACUCCAGGAAUGCAGGAGAUGCCAGCCCAGCAGAGUCCACCACAGAUACCCCAGGAGACCUUUCCUCUCCCGACUCCGGCUGUGAAAUCACACUGACUGAUCCAGCGUGUCAACCCCUUGAGGCGACGUCUUGGGAAGAAAGGGACGUCCCAUCAGCCCUAAGAGAGGUCACCCUGCCGGACCAGGGUUUUAGGAAAACUGGAAGUGUUCUUUAUCAGAGAGUGAGCAGCAGGGAGACAGAAGAGCCACGGGGCACAGGCGAAGAGGAACAGAAUGCAGGGCUUUUGAAAGAAAAUCAGCUGAGUAUUGAAAGGAAGUGCUCCAGCAUCACAGUCAGCUCCACUUCCAGCCUCGAGGCUGAGGUAGACUUCACAGUCAUUGGAGAUUACCACUCCAACGUUGGAUUUGAGGACUUUUCCCGCAGCCUGCCAGAGCUGCAUCGAGAUCAGGGUGAUGGUGCAGGAGGUCCCAUAGAAAACAAUUCCACGGCGGCGUCUAAUGAAAUGCAGGAUGAGGAGACUAAGGAUCUGGAAACGGUGGAGCCCUGUUUACAGAAUGUGCAGAAGGAGGUUGUGAGCACAGUAACCACAGUAAGUGGGACAACGGAUGGGCACAGCACGGAAACACAGGUCACUACAGUAAAAGCCACACAGGUUGUGGAAGUCAAAACAGAGGCAAGAGUGGCUGAAUGUGGCGAUGGUGCCCAGGGAUCACAUACAGACGGUGCCCGCACCCACCAUGCUUUACCUACAGCAAUUAUUCCCCACGCGGCCACAGCAGAGACCCUUUCCUCUUCCACAACCACCCAUGUGACCAAGACGGUGAAAGGUGGAUUUUCUGAAACUCGAAUAGAAAAACGAAUAAUAAUCACGGGGGACGAAGAUGUGGACCAAGAGCAGGCCCUUGCACUGGCCAUAAAAGAGGCCAAACUUCAGCACCCAGACAUGAUGGUCACCAAGGCUGUUGUGUAUUGUGAGACAGAACCCUCCCCUGAGGAGCCUGGAGAGAGCGUUGAGAAAUCUUGACGUCGGAUUUUGGAUGUGAAAAUCUUCCCAUGGCCACUUCUCUUUGUUAUUCACCUCUGAAAAUAAGGACACCCUCUCCCUCCCUUAAUUUCCUCUUUACACACCAUGCCAGCUGCAAAAACCACCACAUCCGGCAAGGGGCAACUAAGACCACGCUGACAGUGCCCCUUACAGAGAGAAUGAGAGAGACUUGCCACCCUCCCAGGAGCAGAUUCCCUAACUGAGUGCUGAGGGCAAUAAUACACCUUCCCUUCUCCCCUUCCCCUUGGCCAAUCAUCCUAAGAAGCAUGUGUGGCACUACGGGACUGCAUGCAACAUCUACAGGGUUCUUUUUAUCUGCACUACUAAGGAACUAUUGCUCCGGAUUGCUAGAGACCUUCAAAGAAUCAAUUCCUUGAUGCUCUUGGCUCUUCAGCCUAGAAGGGGGUUAAUCUACGGAUUAAUCAGGAUACCUCUCUGCAAUAGAUAGAAGCCUAGCACGCUCUGAGCCUGCCCUGAUAAUCUUCAGCCUGGAGAUCACUCUGCAUUAGAUAGAAACGCAGCACGGUCUGAGCCUGAUCAUUUGCAUCCAGGAGAACAAAUUAGCUAGAAGUCCGGCACUAUCAAAUCAUCUUCUGAUAAUCUGCACUCAGUGGGUCAAACUCUUUUUGAUUGAUUUUAAAUGCUGCAUAACUGAUAUUAUUGAUUUGGUACAGUUAAGAUAAAAUGAAUUGCUUACUUGGUACAUAGUUAUUUAGAAUGAAAAAGACAAAUUUCAACCCCCAGUGUGAUUAUUGGUCAAAGAGAAUGCAAAACACUAACUGUUACCCCACCGAGGGACAAAGUAUCCCUUCCUGACUCCUCCUAAAAUGCAACAGUAUAUCCCUAAUUUACUGCCAGCCUAUGUAAGUAUAUAUAAUUUAAUAAUAAUUAAACAACCAGACAUUUUCAUACAUUCUGCAUCAGUUUUAGAAAAGACAUUUAAAUCUUGCAGAUCUCAUGGGUCCAAGUCUUAAAUAACAUCUGUCCUAAUCUGAAAUGACAAUAAUGGCUGAGAGGAGCACUAGUUUGUUCGUCAAGGGUGUUCUUAAUUUAAGAGUUGAGAAGCAAAUGCAAUAUAAGGAAGAUAAGAUAUUUGCAAGCACUGGAAAGGAGCAACUGGCAUGUCAGCAUAAAUGAACAGUAAUGCCGCCCAAUCACAGCAUACCAUGCUCACCAGGGGGGUGAGGAGGAGUAAGAUAAGAGAAGAGAAGGCAAAUGACAAUGAAAGAAGGGUGGGUCCACAACUUGGUUGUGGUUCAGGCAGAGAACUUUGGCUUUCAGGGGGAUGAUAGGAGUUAAAAUUUAAAUAAAAUAUGAUGAGGAAGAAUAAGAAUGGUGAGAUGACAUAGUAAUCAUUUCUUCAUAUUGCGCCAGCAAGUUACACAGCGCUUUACAUUCAUUUAUAACAAACAGGGGUCUUGCAAUAUUUAAACAGAGUAAAAAAUAGGUCCAGAGGGCUCUGAUUGCUGGAUAAACAAAAAGGAAAAUGUAAGACGAGAAGAAUAAAACAGGAAAGCAUACAGGCUAAAAGAAGGGUAAAAAGAGAAGUGGGCAGGAAAGUAGAUCAUUAGGUGUAGAGAGAAGAGUAUAGGAGACAGAAUGAGAAAGAGAAGCAGGGGGGAUGGAGUGGCAGAGAAGAAGAGAGAAAGCAAAAAGAAGCUGGGGCAUAAUAGGGUAUAUGGAACUUGAGAGGCUGGAGGGGGAACAGUAGGGGAGAGAAAAUGAGAGAGGCUGGAGGAGUAGAGGCAGUGAGGGAAGAGAAAGAAGUAGAAAAAAGGGAGUCGGUGUUUCAGUAAGUGGGCUCCUAGGAUUAGCUUUCAUGGUGGGUGCUGUAAAUGGAUAUCAUUUUUUGCUGUAACUAAACAGUCAGUGCACAAUAUGGGAGCAGAUCUGGUGAAUUUUCAGAAAUGUCUUGUCUCUCAGUGACCCAGAACUGCUCCUGUGGGGGGGUCACAGCAUAGAAGCUCCAGGCAAGCAACCUUGUGUUUCAUGUCUGACUCCCACUGUUAGUCUGGUUUGUGGUCUAAAUCUUAGCUUGGCAGAUCCCGGCAAAAUCCAUUGCAGCUAGGAGCACCGUAAAGUAAAAAGGAGAUUGAUGAAUAUGUUCGAGUUGUAGUGUUCCUUUAAAUCCUGAAUAUUCUGUGUGUCCGAGAACAUAUCUAACCCGCUGCUGAGGGCAGUAAGUGAAUAUAACUAUGUACUAUGUAACUAUUAAACUGGUAACUGAGCUUCCGUACUGCAAAGGUCAGAACAAAUUCUUUUUUUUUUUUUUUUUCCCAACUCCUUGCAAGUAGAAAACGCUGCUGUAUUAGCCUGUUGGUUGUCAGCUUCCAAGCCUGGAGAUGUCCCUGCUAGCUGGGGAUUGGCUGAGCUGUGUAUGUGUGAAAGGGUUAACGUCGCACAGGGGGAGGCCUGACCUAAUGCAAUGCUGUGCUCUCCCUUGACUCCCCUCCACCCUGUGCUCCGUGAUGUCACUGCUCUAUAGCCAAUAAAAACAAACUUGGUGUGAC
Xenopus tropicalis (tropical clawed frog) is the source of this 6736-nucleotide messenger RNA. It is a transcript of the gene epb41l1, whose product is annotated as erythrocyte membrane protein band 4.1-like 1. Gene Ontology annotation, biological process: cortical actin cytoskeleton organization. The record is from RefSeq and is a predicted model, not a curated record. The transcript has 24 exons. Gene Ontology annotation, molecular function: actin binding; structural molecule activity; cytoskeletal protein binding. Lineage: Eukaryota; Metazoa; Chordata; Amphibia; Anura; Pipidae. The coding region runs from base 327 to 4205 and encodes 1292 amino acids. Gene Ontology annotation, cellular component: cytoskeleton.